GCAGCAGCAGCGGCGUCUCCAGCGGCGUCUCCUCCUCCCACGGGCUGCCGCGUCUACCCGCCGCGCUGCGACCGCGAUCAUGGGCGGGAAGAACAAGCAGCGAACGAAGGGGAACCUGCGGCCUUCAAACAGUGGCCGUGCUGCAGAACUCUUAGCCAAAGAAAAGGGAACAGUGCCAGGAUUUAUUGGUUUUGGAACAUCUCAGAGUGACCUUGGCUAUGUCCCUGCCAUCCAAGGAGCUGAAGAAAUAGACAGUCUUGUCGAUUCUGAUUUCCGAAUGGUACUGCGGAAACUUUCAAAGAAAGAUGUCACCACAAAAUUAAAAGCUAUGCAGGAAUUUGGAACUAUGUGUACAGAGAGAGAUACAGAAAUUGUUAAAGGAGUUCUUCCCUACUGGCCAAGAAUUUUCUGCAAAAUAUCACUUGAUCACGACCGCCGGGUUCGAGAAGCCACACAGCAAGCUUUUGAAAAACUUAUCCUCAAAGUGAAGAAACACUUGGCCCCCUACUUAAAAAGUGUGAUGGGCUAUUGGCUCAUGGCUCAGUGUGACACUUACUCCCCAGCUGCAUCUGCCGCCAGAGAUGCUUUUGAAGCCGCCUUCCCUCCCAGCAAGCAAUCUGAAGCCAUCGCGUUUUGUAAGGAUGAAAUUGCAAGUGUACUGCAAGAUCAUCUUAUAAAAGAAACACCUGAUACACUCAGUGACCCACAAACUAUUCCAGAGGAAGAAAGAAAAGCUAAAUUUUAUCGAGUUGUAACUUGCUCCUUAUUGGCAUUGAAGAAAAUGCUCUUCCUGUUACCUGAUAAUGAGCUUGAAUCACUUGAGGAGAAAUUUAAGUCUCUUUUAUCACAAAAUAAAUUUUGGAAAUAUGGAAAACACAGUAUACCUCAGAUUCGCUCAGCUUAUUUUGAGUUAGUUUCUGCUUUGUGCCAGCGUAUUCCACAGCUGAUGAAGGAGGAAGCGUCCAAAGUGAGCCCGUCUGUUCUUCUGAGCAUUGAUGACAGUGACCCUGUUGUGUGCCCAGCGCUGUGGGAAGCUGUACUUUAUACACUUACAACUAUUGAGGAUUGUUGGCUUCAUGUCAAUGCAAAAAAGAGUGUGUUUCCCAAACUGUCAGCUGUUGUUCGUGAAGGUGGCCGGGGCCUGGCUACUGUCAUAUACCCUUAUCUUCUGCCAUUUAUCAGCAAACUUCCUCAGACCAUUACAGAACCAAAGUUGGAUUUCUUCAAAAAUUUUCUCACCUCUCUAGUUACUGGGCUCUCAACAGAAAAAAUCAAAACCAGCUUUUCAGAGUGCUCGGCAGUCAUAGCUGCUUUUUUUGAAUGCUUACGUUUUAUAAUGCAGCAAAACUUAGGUGAGGAUGAUAUUGAAGAGAUGCUCAUCAAUGAUCAGUUGAUUCCUUUCAUUGAUUCAGUUCUUCAAGAACCAAGGUUUCAAGAAGGGGAGCUGUUUGAUCAUUUAGCAGAAACUUUAAGUUCCUGGGAGGCCAAAGCAGAUGCAGAAAAAGGUGACAUAAUGGCUCAGAGCUUGGAGAAGGUGCUGCUGAGGUUCUGGAAAAGGCUGUCCGAGAUCUGUGUUGAGAAAAUCGAUGGGUCAGAAGCUGAUGUUCAGUCUGUUGCAGGCGUGUCCAACCUGUUACAGGUCCUACAGAAGCCAAAGAGCUCGUUGAAGUCUAAUAAAAAAAAGGCCUGUAAGGUUAGGUUUGCUGACGAAGUGACAGAAAAUGCGAAGGACAGUGAAACACUUGUAUUUUCUGAAGCGCAGAGCAGCGAAGGCUCAGAAUUAAUAGCUGAAUCGUCCUUCACUAAUACUUACUCGAACCAUAUAUCCCCACUGAGGAAGAAGCCUUUGGAAGAGUUGGUUUGUAAGCUGGCAGAGAUGAGUAUUAAUUAUAUCAAUGAGCACAAGUCCGAGCAACACCUCAAAUUUCUCUCUACUCUGCUCAACUCUUUCUCCUCAAUGGAAGUAUUUAACAUGCUGCUAACUGACGAGAAACAUAGUACUGUCAAAAGCAAGCCUGUAGACAUCGUCAAACUCGCGCAAAAGAAUCCUGCUGUGCAGUUUUUGUACCAGAAACUCAUCGGUUGGCUAAAUGAAGAUCAAAGGAAGGAUGCCAGCUUCUUGGUGGAUAUUUUGUACAGUGCCCUCCACUGCUGUGACAGUAAUGCGGAGAGAAAAGCCAUCUUAGAUGAUCUAACUGAGGUGGAACUUAAGUGGAAUUCUAUUCUUAAGGUUGUUGAAAAGGCAUGUUCUAGUUCAGAUAAACAUGCCUUAGUGACUCUUUGGCUCAAAGGAGAUAUCCUUGGAGAGAAACUGGUAACCCUGGCAGAUGAACUUUGUAAUAAGGACUUCGAAUCCCCGGUUUCAUCCGCAUCUUACUUCUCAGAAAGAUGGACUCUGCUAAGUCUGGUGUUAUCCCAACAUGUGAAAAAUGAUCACUUGAUUGGAGAAGUAUAUGUUGAAAGAAUUAUUGUUAAACUUCAUGGAACUUUAGUCGAAACAAACACAUUGUCGACAGUUGAAAAUAAGGACUCGCCCGUCUCUUCCAUCUGUGAUGUGAUCUAUCACUAUUUCAGCUCUGCGGCAGGGUGCUCACUAACGCCAUCCUCUGAAGAUUUAUUAUUAACUCUCUUUCAGUUAUGUGCUGAGAGCAAAGAGAAAACCCAUUUGCCAGACUUUCUUCUAUGCAAACUGAGAAAUACAUGGCUCUCUGGUGUGAAUUUAUUGGUCCAUCAGCCUGGCAAUACGUAUAAACAGAGUACCUUCCUACGUUUAUCUGCACUGUGGCUGAAGAACCAAGUUCAGUCUUCUGUUCUGGAUGUAAAAAGUCUUCAAGUUCUUUUGUCGACUGUUGAGGAUUUGCUAAAUGCGUUUCUAGAAAGUGAAGAUACUUCUCUCCUGGGAGUUUAUAUUGGAAGUGUAAUGCCAAGCAAUAGUGAAUGGGAGCUGAUGAGACAGUCUCUUCCUAUGCAGUGGUUGCACAGACCGCUUUUAGAAGGAAGAUUGAGUUUGAAUUAUGAGUGUUUCAAAACCACUUCUAAAGAAGAAGAUACAAAGAAUCUCCCCAGCCACUUAUGUACUUCAGCAUUAUUGAGCAAAAUGUUACUAGUUGCAUUGAAAAAGGAAUUCGUUCUAGAAAAUAAUGAACUUGAGAAAAUCAUUGCAGAACUGCUAUAUUCACUGCAGUGGUAUGAAGAAUUGGAUGACCCGCCUAUUUUUCUAACUGGAUUUUGUGAAAUGCUUCAAAAAAUGAGUAUUACAUAUGACAACUUAUGUGAACUUGGCAGUACUUCUGGCGUUUUACAGCUGUUGUUUAACAGGUCCAUGGAAAAUGGCACCCUUUGGUCUCUCAUAAUUGCUAAGUUGAUCCUUUCCCGAAGCAUUUCAUCUGAAGAAGUAAAACAGCAUUACAGGAGGAAAGAAGGUUUUUUCCCACUAACAGAAGGUAGUAUGCAUACCAUCCAGAGUCUCUGUCCAUUUUUGUCAAAAGAAGACAAGAAGGAAUUCAUUGCUCAAUGUAUACCUGCCCUUUUGGCCUGGACUAAGGAAGAUCUUUGGAAUACCAAUGGAGGUUUUGGACAUCUUGCCAUUUUGAAUUCCUGUUUGAAAACCAGAAGCAUAGAUGAUGGAGAAUUAUUGCAUGGUAUCUUAAAAAUCCUAAUGACCUGGAAGAAAGAUCAUGAGGAUAUUUUUCUUUUCAGUUGUAAUCUCUCAGAAGUAAGUCCAGAGAUACUGGGUGUAAAUAUAGAAAUAAUGCGGUUCCUUUCCCUGUUUCUGAAGUACUGCUCCUCUCCCUUAGCAGAGAGUGAAUGGGACUUUAUCAUGUGCUCCAUGCUGGCUUGGUUGGAGACGACAAAUGAGAAUCAGGCUCUGUAUGGUGUCCCGCUCAUCCAACUAUUUGCCUGUGUCAGCUGUGACUUGGCCUGUGAGCUCAGUGCUUUCUUUGAGUCCACCACCCUGGAGACACUUGGCAAUCUUCCUGCAAAUCUAAUCAGUGAAUGGAAAGAAUUUUUCUCCCUAGGCAUCCACAGUUUGCUUUUGCCUCUUUUGGUGACGGUUACAGGAGAAAACAAAGACGCAUCUGAAAGGUCCUUUCAGAAUGCAGUGUUGAAGCCCAUGUGUGAAACAUUAACAUACAUCCCGAAGGAUCAGCUGUUGAAUCACAAACUCCCUGCAAGAUUGGUUGCUGGCCAAAAAACAAACUUGCCGGAAAAUCUCCAGACUCUACUAAAUACUUUGGCCCCAUUGCUCCUCUCCAGAGCUCGACCUGUGCAAAUCGCUGUGUACCAUAUGCUCUACAAAUUAAUGCCUGAAUUGCCACAAUAUGAUCAGGAUAAUUUAAAGUCAUAUGGAGAUGAAGAAGAAGAACCAGCUCUGUCUCCACCCACAGUGCUGAUGUCUCUUCUAAGCUCUCAGGAGGACUUACUAGAAAAUAUUUUGGAAUGUGUUCCUGUUGGGCAGAUAGUCACUAUUAAGCCGCUGAGCGAAGAAUUCUGUUAUGUUCUGGGAUACCUCCUCACUUGGAAAUUAAUACUUACUUUUUUCAAAGCUGCUUCAUCACAGCUUCGGGCCCUGUAUUCAAUGUAUCUUCGGAAAACAAAGAGUUUGAAUAAAUUGCUUUAUCACCUCUUCAGACUUAUGCCAGAAAACCCAACCUAUACAGAGACAGCUGUUGAGGCCUCCAACAAAGAGCCGAGGACAUUCUUUACUGAAGAGCUCCACUUGAGUAUCCGAGAGACAGCAACACUCCCGUACCACAUCCCACACUUGGCGUGCUCUGUCUAUCACAUGACAUUAAAAGACCUGCCCGCCAUGGUGCGGCUGUGGUGGAACAGCAGUGAGAAGCGCGUUUUCAAUAUCGUUGAUAGAUUCACGAGCAAGUAUGUCAGCAAUGUUCUUUCUUUCCAAGAAAUCUCCUCUGUGCAAACAAGCACACAACUCUUCAAUGGCAUGACAGUUAAAGCCCGAGCUACCACCCGAGAGGUGAUGGCUACGUAUUCGAUUGAGGACAUAGUCAUUGAACUCAUAAUCCAGCUACCGUCCAAUUAUCCCCUGGGCUCCAUCUCCGUGGAGAGUGGAAAGAGAGUUGGCGUGGCCGUGCAGCAGUGGCGGAACUGGAUGCUGCAGCUGAGCACGUACCUCACGCACCAGAAUGGAAGUAUUAUGGAAGGCUUAGCAUUAUGGAAAAAUAAUGUGGACAAACGUUUUGAAGGUGUUGAAGACUGCAUGAUCUGUUUCUCAGUGAUUCAUGGUUUCAACUACUCUCUUCCUAAAAAAGCCUGUAGAACAUGCAAGAAAAAGUUCCAUUCUGCCUGCUUGUACAAAUGGUUUACGUCUAGCAACAAAUCCACCUGUCCACUCUGUCGUGAGACCUUUUUCUGAGAUUUCAUCCCCCUCCUCCCAUUGGAAGUGAUCCCCGAGAUCCAUCAAGUGAAAGCAGUGCAUGUGGAUCCAGCUUAAAGGGUUGCUGUGAGGAGGACAGUGAACAUCACCUGGAAAUAGGACCUUCUCUGCAAAAUUAUUUUGGUUAAUGUAAUGAUUCUAAAAUCAGACUUCCUUCUCCUUCGAUUGCUUUGUAAAUGUUUGGAAACCUUUCCUUUUACGUAAGAGUAAUACAUAUUUGAAGGAAAAUAUAUUAAUAGUUUAGUCUGUAUAUUUAAAAAAUAAAUAUGGAAAAAUGCUAAAUUUCAGAAUUGGAAUUUGCAGAAGUAUUGUCCAAACUAUAUUGUACUAAAAACUACAGUUUGUUGAUGUAUGCUCUAGAAAAAUCCAAGUGUGACAAAUGAAUAGACAGGUUUGAUUUACAUAUACAGGUAAAUUUUAACACUUCCUCGUCAAGACAGCAGAAUUAGUAUUCUGGUUCUUGUAGGUUAUUUUAAUGAUAAAAAUUACAGUAAGCUAUUAAUUUAGCUUACCUUAAAGCUAUUUUAAAGCAUGCUGUGAAAUCUUUUAUAAAGAGUAUAAUAAACUGAACUUUAAGGUGCCUCUAGUAUUAAGGGUCAUGAAAUUCAGAAAAUUAAGUUUGUGACACUGACCUUUUGCUGUGGAAGAGUUUCCAGGUAUGAAUGAAAUUGAAUUGCUGACGUGUCUGUUUGGGAAAGCCUCUACAGGAUGAAACUUUGACAGAACUAGGAUUUAGAUGAUUUUAGAUGAUCCUCAUAAGACAGGAUGGUACUUUCCCUCUACUGAGAGUAAGAAAUAACUCACUCUGAGCUUAACAUUGGUGAAAAGAUAAAACAGAAGAAAUUUAAAUGUUGUAGAAUUUUCGAUUUUCAGCAAACUUUGCUUUUAUUGGCUAAAGUUACAUUACUUAGAGCUAUGGCGUAGCUAACUUUUCUAAGUUUCCCAAAGUUAAAGAAUUUUAGUGUAAACAUUGCGUGUAACAGGCUGAAGUAAAGGAGGUGGAAAUUUGCCUCUUGCCAUAAAUACCUAUAAAAAUUAUGCUCCAAAUAUAUAAAUACAGAAGUUUGAAAUUUGGAAUAAUUUUAUCGCUUCCAUUACAUGGGAAAUAGUAGCCUAGUUAAUAGCAAGGUUGCUUGAGAAAUCAUCUAAUCAUUUUUGUUGCAAAUGUUUAAUUGGCAGAAAGCAACUUGUUAAAUAAAAUUUCUUCUUACCAUCAACUGGGUAAAAUGACUAUUAUUGAAAUAGUACGAAUGUGGUCAAAGUAUUCUAGUUGAGAGUGAAGUAUUACAUGUGACUUACAGAUUCUUGGGUUAUAUUUAUAAGUGCACUCUCCAACCCAGUUUUGUCCGUUUUCAAUUUUUUUUUCUCUUGUGUUUAUUAUCGUCUAGUUUGAGGUUCAAGGAGUCAGUAAGUGAAGUCAGUAAGUCAAGUCAAAUAGCAAAAUUUUCCUACCUCUUUGUCACCUCUGUCCCUCUCUGACAUAGUAAUCCAAAGGCUUGUGUUACUUCUCUGUGAAAGUUAUCCAUUUCUCCUUUAAAAAUGGUUUUAUAAUAACUUUGUUUAUAACUUUUCCAGUAUUGGCACUUUUUGGCUUCUGACCCAAGCCCCAAGUAAAAGAAAAGGGGAGUAAUGCAGCAUUGCUUUUCCUCAUUCGGAUUAGGACAUGAGGUUCUUGGUGAAAUACUGUAAUUAAGCGGGAUUCUUACUCCCUAUUUAGGACUCAGCAUAUAUCUUGGAGAAUUGUAAAUAUAAAUGUAAAGCUUGUCACUGUUUAUAUUGCUAAAGAAAACACUUUCCAAAAGAAGACUAAACUCCGUAUACCCACAUUAAUCUGAAUUUUAUUUAUGUAGCUUUGACAACUCUAGAUAGUGUCCCUUAAAAUUCUACCAUAGGACAUUUCAAACUGCAUGAGAUUCAAAGCUCAUUAGCCAAAGUAUUAAUUUAAAAUCCCAGUGUAAAUAAACUUCCGUUUAAAAAUGUAAUUUAUUUCAUGCUCUGAUUUAUGUAUAUAAGUUUCUGUGGCUUAAAUCACUAAUGUUAUUACUUGGUAAUAUUUGUGGUCUGGUUUAUUUAUUUCAUUGUUAAACCAUAUGUGCCCAUCAAAAUUCUUUUUAAUUACAAAAUAUUUAAAAUAUGGAGAACAAUAGUAAUAAUAUAAAUGCCCUUGUAUUCCUCGCAAACUAUUUUGCCAUAUUUGCUUCUGAUUUUUAAAUAAACUAUUACUCUUUUGUAUUCCA
Messenger RNA from Sorex fumeus (smoky shrew), 7638 nucleotides. RefSeq names its product listerin E3 ubiquitin protein ligase 1 (gene LTN1). The coding region runs from base 80 to 5380 and encodes 1766 amino acids. Gene Ontology annotation, molecular function: ubiquitin protein ligase activity; zinc ion binding; ribosomal large subunit binding. The record is from RefSeq and is a predicted model, not a curated record. Gene Ontology annotation, biological process: ribosome-associated ubiquitin-dependent protein catabolic process; rescue of stalled cytosolic ribosome. The transcript is spliced from 30 exons. NCBI's taxonomy places the organism in Eukaryota, Metazoa, Chordata, Mammalia, Eulipotyphla, Soricidae. Gene Ontology annotation, cellular component: cytosol; RQC complex.